CCCGUAUAGUGCGACUGAUUAGUUCGGUCUGGUCGAGCGCGUCUAAGCGCGCGGAGUGAGCCGAACUCAGUGUUGCCUCGGUAGCGCCAUGCGGCAGUAGUCAACGCGAUGGCAGGUAGCGAAGAGAUCGAGCUGAACCGCCUGUCGGCCGCAACUCCGCUGCAAAACUUUGUCCCCUCAACGAUACGAUUUCGCAAUGUGGUUUACAGGACAAAUGAGAAAGAAAUAUUGGGCAACGUGUCGGGACGCUUCCAACAUGGUCGUCUAGUGGCGCUCAUGGGACCUUCCGGCGCAGGCAAGUCGUCACUCCUGAACGUACUGUCCGGUGCGCAAGUGUUCGGCAUGAUCGGUACCGUCACGAUCAACGGUGAGCCGGUGGAAGAGAACGAUCCACGCAGCGUGUACGUCGAGCAGGAGUGUCCACUGCUGGCGUUUCUCACCGUCCAGGAAACGAUGCAGUUUGCCGUGGACAUGAAGAUGCCGCAGAGUUCCCCGAAAUCGGCCAAGCAGGCCAAAAUCGAUGACAUUCUGGAGAUGGUCGGUUUGGAUACGGCUCGAAACACGGUCGUUCGCAGCCUGUCCGGAGGCGAACAGCGCCGACUGGCGGUAGCGGUUGAGCUGAUCACCAAUCCACCGAUAAUGCUGUUCGACGAGCCAACGAGCGGGCUGGACAGUGUGUCGUCGACGCAGGUGAUUGCACACCUAAAAUCUUUGGCGAUGAGUGGCCGUACAAUCGUCUGUACGAUCCACCAGCCGGCUUCCAGUCUGUUCCAGCUGUUCGACGAUGUGUAUCUGCUGCGGCAGGGACGCUGUUUGUAUGCUGGGCCGGUUGAGCAGAUGCUGACACGGUUUGCCCGGGUUGGAUUGCGCUGUCCGGAGUAUUACAAUCCGGCCGAUUUUGCGCUGGAAUCGAUAUCGGCCAACCAGCCGGAAGCGCACCGGAUGCUGUGCCAGCUGGUGGACGAGGAGAUGCGAGAGGUUAAUGCGGGUGCACCGUCCAGCCCGACGACGCUCGCUGCUCAGCUCGGGCAGGGUGGAAAGCGGAUUGCUCGUUAUCAAACGGCUGGCUAUUAUCAGUUGUAUACACUGUUGAAGCGAUCGGUAGUGUCGUCGGCGAGGGAUGAGUUUUUCCUCAAGAUUCGGCUCGGUAUGCAUCUGGCGCUGGGGCUCGUCUUCGGUGCGGUACACUAUGAUGCUGGGUCGGAUGCGGCCAAGGUGCUGGCAAACGUUGGUUGCUUCUUCCAGCUGUUUGCCUUCGUGUAUUUUACGAACGCAGUGUCGGUGGUUAACUAUGCGGAUGAGGUGAGCGUCGCGAUCAAGGAAAUCGCCAACAAUUGGUACAGCCGGGAGGCUUACUUUGCCGCCAAGCUUAUCCACGACCUACCGCUCCAGCUCUUCUGUCCCUCGUUUCUGCUCGCGAUCGUGUACUACCUGACCGGCCAGCCGCUCGAGUGGGCCCGGUUCGGCAUGCUGCUCGGUGUGUUCGCGAUCGGUGGCGUCAUCGGUCAAAGCCUGGGCCUGAUCGGGGGCAUCUGUUUCGAGGUGAAGAUGCAAAACUUUUUCGUAGCGAACGCGUGCAUCGUACCGAUACUGUUUUCGGGCUUCUUUGUCAAUGCGGGCGACAUGAUAGCGAUCCUGCGACCGCUCAGUACGGUGUCGUUCUUUCGGUACCAGUUCCACGGCGCGAUGCAGGCACUGUACGGGUACGAUCGGGGCAAUAUACCGUGCGGACAGGUGUACUGCUAUUACAAGAAACCGACCACGCUGCUGGAGCAGUUCGAUAUCGACGAGUACGGGUAUGGGACGAGCAUUGCGAAGGCGUUAGUGUUGGUGCUGAUAAUGCAGCUGAUAAUUUACGUCGGGUUUGUGGUGCGAUUGCGACGAAUAAAGUGAGCCAACGUGUUGAGCGAGCGAGUGUUGUUUUGUACAGGAGUGUAGCCAUUGCUUUAAUGAUAUGGGUCAGUGGUCGGCAGAAACGUGACGUUGCGCCUGGUCAGGGUUAGUGUGCGGCUUUUACGCUAUAAAAUGAGGUAGUGCAUUUGUUGUUAGUAUUGUGCAUUGCAUAAGAGACCGGUAAUAAUUUGUACAUUUUCUACGAUUUGUUCCAUUCCUCGUGCGCUUAGAUUACGUGGUGUAAAUUAUUACGUAUAUAGUGUAGAAAAGGGUAUGGAAAAUAAAUAGACAUCUUAUUAUGUUUGACUGUGACAAAUAUAAA
Messenger RNA from Anopheles arabiensis, 2215 nucleotides. RefSeq names its product ATP-binding cassette sub-family G member 4-like. The record is from RefSeq and is a predicted model, not a curated record. Gene Ontology annotation, cellular component: plasma membrane. NCBI's taxonomy places the organism in Eukaryota, Metazoa, Arthropoda, Insecta, Diptera, Culicidae. The coding region runs from base 109 to 1893 and encodes 594 amino acids. Gene Ontology annotation, molecular function: ATP binding; ATP hydrolysis activity; ABC-type transporter activity. The transcript is spliced from 3 exons.